This is a messenger RNA of Cinclus cinclus, 3990 nucleotides long. RefSeq names its product PTPRF interacting protein alpha 1 (gene PPFIA1). The record is from RefSeq and is a predicted model, not a curated record. Bases 1 to 3801 code for a protein of 1266 amino acids. Gene Ontology annotation, biological process: synapse organization. Gene Ontology annotation, cellular component: presynaptic active zone. Gene Ontology annotation, molecular function: protein binding. Lineage: Eukaryota; Metazoa; Chordata; Aves; Passeriformes; Cinclidae. The transcript is spliced from 30 exons.
AUGAUGUGUGAGGUGAUGCCAACCAUCAGUGAGGCCGAGAUUCCCGCCGGGGGAAAUGGAGGCCACGGUUCAGGUUCCCCGUUGCAGUCAGAUGCCGAUUCCCACUUUGAGCAGUUAAUGGUGUCCAUGCUGGAAGAAAGGGAUCGCCUGCUGGAAACGCUCCGAGAAACUCAGGAGACGCUCGCGCUCACCCAGGGCAAGCUGCACGAGGUUGGCCAUGAGAGGGAUUCCUUGCAGAGGCAGCUCAAUACUGCACUUCCACAGGAAUUUGCAGCGCUCACAAAAGAGCUGAAUGUAUGCAGGGAGCAGCUGCUUGAAAGGGAAGAAGAAAUUGCUGAACUGAAAGCAGAAAGAAAUAAUACAAGGCUACUACUGGAACAUUUGGAGUGUCUUGUCUCCAGGCAUGAGCGAUCCCUCAGGAUGACUGUUGUGAAGAGGCAAGCUCAGUCUCCAGCAGGAGUUUCUAGUGAAGUAGAAGUUCUCAAAGCACUAAAAUCUUUAUUUGAGCACCACAAAGCCCUUGAUGAAAAGGUAAGGGAGAGGUUACGAGUAGCACUUGAAAGAUGUAGCUUGUUGGAAGAAGAGCUAGGUACUACACAUAAAGAGUUAAUGAUUCUGAAAGAGCAAAAUAAUCAGAAGAAAACACUUCCAGAUGGGAUGCUGGAUAUAAAUCACGAACAAGAAAAUACACCAACUACAAAUGGGAAGAGAUCCUCUGAUGGUUCGUUGUGCCAUGAUGAAAACCUUGCUAAAGUGAUUGAACUCCAAGACAUCAUAGAUAAACAAAACAAAGAGCAGACACAAAUGAAAGAACGCCUCACUUCUUUGUCCAGCAGAGUAACAGAGCUGGAAGAAGAUCUAGACACAGCAAGGAAAGACUUAAUCAAAUCUGAAGAAAUGAACACAAAGUUACAGAGGGAUGUACGAGAGACUCUGGCCCAGAAGGAGGACAUGGAGGAGAGAAUCACCACUCUGGAGAAACGCUACCUCGCUGCACAACGUGAAGCUACAUCUGUGCAUGACCUCAAUGAUAAACUUGAAAAUGAAAUUGCCACUAAAGACUCCAUGCACCGACAGAGUGAAGAUAAGAACAGGCAACUGCAAGAGCGACUGGAACUGGCUGAGCAAAAGCUGCAGCAGACCCUGAGAAAAGCUGAGACUUUGCCAGAGGUGGAGGCUGAGCUGGCACAGAGAGUGGCAGCACUUACAAAGUCUGACCUUUUGUCUCCUGGGAGCUCUGCUGCUAAAGAUGCUAAAGUUUUGGAACUUGCCACCAAGCUUAGGAAGGCUGAGGAGAGACACGGCAAUAUUGAGGAGCGACUGAGACAGAUGGAGGCACAGCUUGAAGAGAAGAAUCAAGAACUGCAAAGGGCUAGACAGAGAGAGAAGAUGAAUGAAGAGCAUAAUAAACGUUUGUCAGAAACUGUUGAUAAGCUCCUAUCUGAAUCCAAUGAAAGGCUCCAGCUUCAUCUCAAGGAGAGGAUGGCUGCCCUGGAAGAUAAGAAUUCACUUCUUCAAGAAAUUGAAAAUGCAAAAAAACAAAUAGAAGAACUUCAGCAUGAAAAGGAUCAACUUGUAUUAAAUGUUGAUGCGCUAAGGGCUGAAAAUGACCAAGUGAGACUCAGAGCCACAUCACUUCAUCAUAGCAGGCCGGAUUUCAGAUUCCCUGUGCCAUCCUCCUCUGUGGGGGACAGUCACACUGACUCCUAUGGCACCUCCUCCGUGCUGAGGCGGCCCCAGAAGGGGCGUCUGGCUGCUCUCAGGGACGAGCCUUCAAAGGUUCAGACCCUGAAUGAGCAGGACUGGGAGCGGGCCCAGCAAGCCAGUGUGCUGGCAAACGUGGCACAAGCAUUCGAGAGUGAUGUGGAUGUGUCUGACGUGGAGGACGACAGGGAGACCAUUUUCAGCUCGGUUGAUCUGCUGUCACCAAGUGGUCAGGCUGAUGCUCAGACUUUGGCCAUAAUGCUGCAGGAACAGUUGGAUGCCAUCAACAAAGAGAUCAGGCUGAUCCAGGAGGAGAAGGAGAACACGGAGCAGCGCGCGGAGGAGAUCGAGAGCCGCGUGGGCAGCGGCGGCCUGGAGGCGCACGGCCGGUUCCGCUCGCUGGGCUCCAUCCCGCCCGCCUACGGCGGGGCCCUGGCCGGCUCCUCCCCGCCCGGCAGUGGCCGCUCCACGCCGCGGCGCGUCCCGCACAGCCCGGCCAGGGAGGUGGACAGGCUGGGCAUCAUGACGCUGCCUAGUGAUUUAAGGAAACACCGUAGAAAGUCUCCAGCUUCCAGAGAAGAGGUACGAGAUGACAAAACCACCAUAAAAUGUGAGACAUCACCACCUUCUUCACCUCGGUCUUUGCGUCUGGACAGAGUCCAGAAAGGAGCUCUGCACACAGUGAGCCACGAAGAUAUCAGGGACAUUAGGAAUUCAACAGGCUCACAGGAUGGGCAAACAAGUAAUCCUAGUAGCAGUAACAGCAGCCAAGAUUCCCUUCACAAAGCCCCUAAAAAGAAGGGAAUCAAAUCCUCCAUUGGCCGCCUGUUUGGCAAGAAGGAAAAGGGACGACCUGGACAAGGAAGCAAGGAAGCUCUAGGGCAAGGUGGCAUGGGAGAAGCAGAUGGUUCUUCUCAGGAUGCAUUAGGUCUCAGCAAACUUGGAGGUCAGGCAGAGAAAAACAGGAAAAUGCAGAAAAAGCACGAGUUGCUGGAGGAAGCCAGAAGACAAGGUUUGCCUUUUGCACAGUGGGAUGGGCCCACUGUGGUGGUGUGGCUGGAGCUGUGGGUGGGGAUGCCAGCCUGGUACGUGGCUGCCUGCCGAGCCAAUGUGAAAAGCGGUGCUAUCAUGUCAGCCCUGUCUGACACGGAAAUCCAGCGGGAAAUCGGCAUCAGCAAUCCCCUGCACAGGCUCAAGCUCCGCCUGGCCAUCCAGGAAAUCAUGUCCCUAACCAGCCCCUCUGCCCCUCCCACCUCCAGGACGACCACGGGAAAUGUCUGGGUAACACAUGAAGAGAUGGAAAAUCUUACAGCCACACAACAAACGGAAGAUGAGGAGGGAAGCUGGGCUCAGACAUUAGCCUAUGGUGACAUGAACCACGAGUGGAUUGGCAACGAGUGGCUGCCAAGCCUGGGGCUCCCACAGUACCGCAGCUACUUCAUGGAAUGCCUGGUGGAUGCUCGGAUGCUGGAUCACUUAACUAAAAAAGACCUGCGUGGGCAGCUGAAAAUGGUGGACAGCUUUCACAGAAACAGUUUUCAGUGUGGAAUUAUGUGCCUCCGAAGACUGAAUUAUGAUCGAAAAGAGCUGGAAAGAAAAAGAGAAGAAAGCCAGAGUGAAAUUAAAGAUGUCCUUGUGUGGAGCAACGAGAGGAUGAUCCACUGGGUCGUGUCCAUCGGCCUUAAGGAAUACGCGAAUAACCUGCUCGAGAGCGGAGUUCACGGUGCACUUGUGGCCUUAGAUGAAUCCUUUGAUUACAAUGCAUUAGCUCUUCUGCUGCAAAUCCCCACUCAAAACACACAGGCUCGUGCUGUUCUGGAGAGGGAAUUCAAUAACCUUCUUGCUAUGGGCACUGACAGAAGACUUGAUGAAGAUGAUGAUAAGAGCUUUAGGAGAGCACCUUCGUGGAGAAAGAAGUUUAGACCAAAGGACAUAAGAGGUUUAGCUGCUGGAUCAGCAGAGACUCUUCCUGCAAAUUUCAGAGUUACAACCUCAAUGUCUUCACCCUCUAUGCAGCCAAAGAAGAUGCAGAUUGAUGGCAGUGUAUCAGGAACACAAAGAUUGGAUUCUGCUACAGUAAGGACCUACUCCUGUUAAAGCCUUCUCCUGGUGAGUAAAGCUGGUAGGAAUAAAACUGAAGCAGUUAUUUAUGAAAUAAAACAGCAGGGAUUUUCCUGCAGUGCUUUUACACACUUUAAAGACAGUCCAGGUUCUCAGAGUAGGUUGUUAUACUGGAAAUCCCGAGUUUAUUUCUUACAACGAAGACUGAGGGUUGUAAUGCUGGUU